GACACGACAGCGUGAAACUGUAGGCAAAUCCUCGUGGCACUGACACUUAGGCGAGUCAGAACUUCAGACAGAUACACACAGAGUUAACCAAAUCCAAAACCAAAGUAACAAACACUAUUUAAUUUUUCUCAGAAAAUUUGACAUUUUCCCGGAAAAUCUCUCUCUCUCUCUCUCCAACGACCAAGCAUUCCAACCAAUGGUUUGGUCUCAUCUAUUCCUGUUUUUGGUCUCGAUUUCUUCGAUCCUCCGUGAAUCUUCGUCCUCCUAUGCUGCUUCUCCUAGCUCCAUCAUCAAUCCCGCUAAAGCUAAACAAGUUUCAUGGAAGCCAAGAGCGUUUGUGUACGAAGGUUUUCUUACGGACUUAGAAUGCGACCAUUUGAUCUCUCUUGCGAAAUCGGAGCUGAAGAGAUCUGCGGUGGCGGAUAACGAGUCCGGUAAAAGCAAGCUCAGCGAAGUUCGCACCAGCUCCGGAAUGUUCAUCAAUAAGGGCAAGGAUCCUAUUGUUUCUGGUAUAGAGGACAAGUUAGCUACAUGGACAUUUCUUCCAAAAGAAAAUGGGGAGGACAUACAAGUGUUAAGAUAUGAGCCUGGGCAGAAAUAUGACCCACACUAUGAUUACUUUGCCGACAAGGUUAAUAUAGCCCGGGGUGGACACCGAAUUGCAACAGUACUCAUGUAUCUUACUGAUGUGGCCAAAGGUGGCGAAACAGUGUUCCCUGAAGCAGAGGAACCCCCACGUCGUAAAGCUUCUGAAACGAAUGGUGAUCUCUCUGAAUGUGCAAAAAAAGGAAUAGCAGUGAAACCACGAAGAGGGGAUGCACUUCUUUUCUUCAGUCUCCACCCAACUGCCAUUCCAGACACAAACAGUCUCCACGCAGGUUGCCCUGUGAUUGAAGGUGAGAAAUGGUCAGCAACAAAGUGGAUUCAUGUGGACUCGUUUGACAAGAUCUUGAACCCAGCUAGUGGUAACUGCACUGAUCUGAAUGAUAGCUGUGACAGAUGGGCUGCACUUGGAGAGUGCACGAAGAACCCGGAUUAUAUGGUUGGAUCUCCAGAGCUUCCUGGCUACUGUAGGAGAAGUUGUAAGGUGUGUUAGAAAGUUAACUUACACUUUCCUCAUGGAGCAGCUUUGGUGGUAGGGUUUAUUUGGUGGAUCCUAAUGUCUUGUUAAGGUGGUUUUACAGAAACUUUGUAUUCUUUUUUGGUUAGUGGUGGAAAUAUAAUUUGAUAUCAUAUGGGACCAUUCUCUUGCCAAGUGGAAGGGAUGCCACAUUGUUUCCAUGUCAAUCUCACAUGCUUAAAAUUUUAGAUGCAUGAGAGAAUAUUUGUGUUGUGAGACAGAGAUAGAGAGUGCUGAAAUUUUACAUAUAUUACAUGUUCUUGGAGGGAUGAAUGAAUGGGAUUUGUUCCAUUUCCAAGUA
Messenger RNA from Quercus lobata, 1421 nucleotides. RefSeq names its product 2-oxoglutarate (2OG) and Fe(II)-dependent oxygenase superfamily protein. The record is from RefSeq and is a predicted model, not a curated record. Gene Ontology annotation, biological process: peptidyl-proline hydroxylation to 4-hydroxy-L-proline. Bases 197 to 1096 code for a protein of 299 amino acids. Gene Ontology annotation, molecular function: procollagen-proline 4-dioxygenase activity; iron ion binding; L-ascorbic acid binding. Gene Ontology annotation, cellular component: endoplasmic reticulum. The transcript has 7 exons. Lineage: Eukaryota; Viridiplantae; Streptophyta; Magnoliopsida; Fagales; Fagaceae.